GGUCAUCGUUUUCGAGAUUGUGUUGUCGGUAUUGCACCGUCCACCACGCACCACACGCAUGGCGCGGGAGAGGGCCGCCCAUCUGUCAUGGAUAACGCACCAGCCAGUUUCACGCCUGAUGACGGCAGGUCAGCAGAACGGCCACCCACUUGGCCCGCGCGUGGCAACGCCACGCCGGUGUCACCGCAUGCCAGACAGCGCGGUUUGCUGGGAGUAUCCCCUUAUGGCAGCCCGGAUGACAUGCGAUCAACAAAGAGGCCGCAUGUUCACUCUCUUUCGCCUACGGUCGUCGUCACUCCCGGCGUUGCAGUUGUGCAUUCUCCGUUGCCGCCCUUGUUGCCGUCUCCAGUGCGCCGUCCAUACACUCUAGUACACCCUCUGUCGGAUUUCGAUGCGUUGUGUUUUCCUGUGCUGUCGCUGCCAUUGCAACCUCGCCGUUUGCAGUUUCUGUCGUGUGUUGCGCAGCCAUUUCCUCCUCCUCCACUUUUCGUUGGACGCGACGGGUUGGACUCCAUCCCCCUAGAGGGGUGUUCUCAAUCAUCAGGAGCGGUGUUUGGAAGUGGAGGGUCCACACUGCGUGACGGAGGACGUCGGAGUGUAGAACCGCGGGUCUCACAUUCGUUCGCCGCAUCAGGCCAUGGGCAGGGGGGUGUAUUGGAUGAUGCACGUCGUGCCUCUGCCGGGGACACACAUGACCGUAAUUCCGCCCGGCGCUCUCUCGUCUCCUGGUUCGACGAGGAUGACAAUGUGUGUGGUAGCGGAGAUGGGCCCGACCGUUGCGAUCCUGGCGCUCAAAAUCUUGGAGCAGGUCGUUGUGAACAUUCGGGCGGGUCUUUGGGGCAAUUUGGUUCGCAGUCAACUGGUUCCGCGAAGUACUCGCGUUUGUUCCUGACUGCCGCCUGCAAGGAGAGACUGCGCCUUUUACAAUCUGCGAUGAAAGAAGUGAGCGACAAGUCUUGGGUCAUGAGCGAUGUCGUCGACCGACUGUUGCAUUGGUCAUUGCCAGCCAUCCGAGAUGAGGGCGGCGACUUUGUCACUCUGCACAAUGAUGUCAUGAUGAUCGCCGACCAUUGGGCCGGGGACCACUCCAGGUGCGUUGCGGACAGAGAGCUUCUAUGCUCAAAGGCGGAUGGCCCAUCUCGGCUGCCUUUGUACAUGCACGACGACCCCGUGUAUGACAUCAUUCGCCAGACGUUGGGCAGGCAUUGCAGCACGACCGUUUGUUCGUACUACACGGAGUUCCGUCAUACGUCGACGGUUGAGACCUUCCAGGGCACAAUCAUCAUUUACGCGAAGAAGACCUUGCACUUCGAGAAGUCGUAUGAGCUGCGUUUGGCGAUUGCAGUCAUUCGAUGGAACAGUCAUGCAUGGCAGGAUCCCUUGGAGUAUCGUGUCCACAGGCCUUCGGGGACUUCGAUUCGUCCAAGGCCGAGCCACUACCGUCACAAUCGGCCACCUACCGAUUCGUGGAUGAAUCGACUGUCCACGUUCAUCUUCAGUUCAAAAUGUGUUUCAGAUUGGGCUCGACGCCUUCUCGAGUACGACGACUGUGAUGUGUCGGGGUCGGCUCCUUGACACCUCCUCUGCCUCGCGAUCUUUUUUGCAGAGGCGAGGAUACCAUUGCCCGU
Molecule: messenger RNA, 1628 nt
Organism: Chara braunii
Lineage: Eukaryota; Viridiplantae; Streptophyta; Charophyceae; Charales; Characeae
Source: the annotation of a GenBank genome assembly